GUUCGCAGCACUGGUUUGAAGGCUGGAUUGUCCGCCUCUCCACUCCUCCCUCUCCUCUCCGUCGUUAUUUUUACCGGGACAGCACGAGACUGGAACGGGACACUAACGGGACCCGAGGCAGAGUGAGAGCAGAGAAGAGACAUAUUAGGCUGAACAGAAGUCAAGGACUGUGGAAGGACUGAAGACACCUGCCAGUCAAGACUUACCAGAAAGAGACCAACGCUCUCCAUCGCUCUUUCUACCUAUUCUCUUUGUUUGUCAUUCUUUCUCUAUCCCCACUCUCUCUCUAAUGGGAGUAACUUAGAACACGUUGCUCCAUCUCAUGCCCCUGCCCCUUCCUGCCCCUCCGUGGUGACGGGAGCGCCCAGCAGGAAGUGAUGUCGUGGAAGAGGAACUACUUUGCGUCAGGCGGUGGCAGCGGAGGUCCUGGUGGAGGGCUACAGGGACUGAUCACGACCCCUCGGACUAUGGCCUCCUUCGCCCCGAGUAAAGGCCUCAGCAACGAACCUGGACAGAACAGCUGCUUCCUUAACAGUGCUCUGCAGGUCCUGUGGCAUCUGGAUAUCUUCCGUAGAAGUUUCCGUCAGCUGACCACCCACAAGUGUAUGGAAGACUCCUGUAUCUUCUGUGCCCUCAAGAGCAUCUUUGCCCAGUUCCAGUUCAGCAGUGAGCGUGUGUUACCAUCGGACAUGUUGCGGAGCGCACUAGCCAAGACCUUCCAGGACGAACAACGCUUCCAGCUGGGGAUCAUGGACGACGCAGCAGAAUGCUUUGAAAACCUGCUGAUGCGUAUCCAUUUCCACAUCAGCGCAGAGACCAGAGAGGACAUCUGUACGGCUAAACACUGUAUACCACACCAGAAGUUUGCCAUGACGCUGUUCGAACAGUGUGUGUGCAGUAGUUGUGGAGCCUCAUCGGACCCCCUUCCCUUCAUUCAGAUGGUUCACUACAUCUCUACCACGUCCCUCUGUAACCAGGCGGUGAGGAUGUUAGAGUGUAGAGAGAAGCCCACCCCCAACAUGUUUGGAGAGCUGCUCCGCAACGCCAGCAACAUGGGAGACCUACGCAACUGCCCGAAUAACUGUGGGGAGGUGUUGCGUAUUCGCCGUGUGUUGAUGAACUCUCCAGAGAUAGUGUCCAUCGGCCUGGUGUGGGACUCAGACCACUCUGACCUAGCUGAGGACGUCAUUCACAGCCUGGGCACCUGUCUACACCUGGGGGAUUUGUUUUACCGUGUGACAGAGGAGAGGGCUCGUCAGGCCGAGCUGUACCUGGUUGGUAUGGUGUGUUACUAUGGCAAACACUACUCCACAUUCUUCUUCCAGACUAAGAUACGGAAGUGGAUGUACUUCGACGACGCUCAUGUCAAAGAGAUCGGUCCUAAGUGGAAGGACGUGGUGGCACGCUGUAUAAAGGGUCACUACCAGCCUCUAUUGCUGCUCUAUGCUGACCCCCGGGGGACGCCGGUGGUAUCACAGGACAUCUCCCUCUCUAACCCCCAGCUGGACCUGCUGCACUGCAGCAAGGCAGGAUAUGAGAGCGAGGACUCUGGACGGGAACCCUCCAUAUCCAGUGAUACCCGUACAGAUUCCUCUGACAGCUCCAGCCACCGAGCAUCUCGAAAUCGCCCUCUCCGCCAGUCCAACAAAACGCAGACCAUCGUUGUCGGUAACCAUGACAACAGUGCACCGCUACACAGUGCAGUUGCAGCAGCAGAGACCCCCCUCUGCCCCCCCUCCCCUCCCCUGCAGCAGGGUGACUAUAAAGAGACAGCUGUGUUCCUCCUUUCCUCUCGUCGUCCCACGUCAUCUUGCUCUUCCUCCCAUCCUCUCUCCUCAUGUUCCUUCCAUCCCCCCUCCUCUACCUGUUCCUCCUAUCCCGCCUCCUCCUCCUGCUCUUCCUCCCGUCCCAUGUCCUCUUCCUCCUCCUCGGGGAUAGGGGGGUCUGUGCUGGGAUCUGAGGCAGGGGCCGUGGGGCCACACUGGGAGGAUGAGAGCACCAGCAGCGAGUCCAAGUCUAGUUUGCCUGGGGGUCGAAGUUACCGGCCGGCCUGGAGACCACGGAGGGAAGCCCUGAACAUCGACAGCAUCUUCACCCGCCAGAGAGGCUCUCCGCUGGGCUACAGCACCUUGCCUGGGCCCCCUCUACCUUCACAGUUUCAACAACACUGUCCAACUAACACGGCUGAUCUGCAGGGGGCAAGAGAGAGGGCCGGGGGUGUAGGUGGUGUGGGGGGAGAUACGGAGGGGGUGGCAGGGAUGCCUGGGUUGCUAGGCAACGGCACGGACUGCCCCCCUCCUCCCCCGUUGAGAGGGGCGGAGUCUCAGCCUCGUCUGAUCCAGAGGAUGGAGAGUGGUUAUGAGAGCAGCCCUGACAGGGAGGUAGGUCAGAAGCGUGUGUUGAUGUCUGGUCCAUCGUGGCGCACGGUGCCCAAGUCUAAGAGCACCAGUGCCAUCGUGCAGGAGCUGCCAGCACCUCGCUGGGGCUGCAACAACAACCUGGGCGCUGGCCUUAGCGAGCUGAAUGACCUUCAGGAGGACGUAGUGAGGAGAGCGAGGCAGCAGGAGCAGCAGAGGAGGAAAGAAUCGGAGAGAGAAGCUGCCGUGGGAUUCAACCCCAGACCCUCCAAAUACAUGGACUUAGACCAGCUACAACACCAAGCUGUGCUCAGCCCCCUGCAUGAGGCUAAUUCUCGUAGUGGAUUGACUGUAGCUGUGUGCAUGAGGAGCACUGCGGAGCCAAUCACACAGGAACAGGAUAUGGAGCAGGAAACAGGAAGCGCCAGUCCCCAGGGACAUCGCAGUGAACAGUCUGGCCCCCUCCAAGUACUGCUGACGCCCAAUCAGAAGGGGGAAGAGGUCCGGCCAGCCUACCAGGAGGCAACCCUGGGACCUGGUCAGCCCCCUCUCCACUCAUCCCUCCCACGCCCUUCCACCAACAACCCCCCAGCACAGGUUGAGGAGGGUGAGAAGGGGGAGCGGGUGAGGAGGGGUGAGGAAGGACAGGGGAUGAGCCUGGAGGAGUUGUUACAGGUUGGGGGUGUGAGACCUGCUGGCAGACACCUGGCCAUCUCUCUCCCCUCUCUAUCUCUCAGACUCUGGGAUAUAUCUCACACACACGCUCCCCCCUCACACACACACUCUUACUCUGACCCCCAAUACACACACCCUCCACCCUCACAUACAAACCCUGAGCACCCACACACACACUCCGACCGCCCACCCACCCCCUGCUCCUCCCGCAGUCAGCCCCACCCCUCACCGUCCACUGCCUCUCCACAUUGGCCCGAUCAAGGUUCCGCUGCCAACACCGUCACACGUCAUUGGUCCUCCUGGAGCAUGGACCGCCCAAAUGCCGUGGUUACGCCAUAUGACACACCUCCAGACCGCCGCCUCCCCUUUAGGCCACACCUCCCCUACCGAAACUACAACUCCCAGCCUACCCCUGGGCAGCAUGACCCCUGUGACCCUGAGGAGGCAGAGUUUUCAGAGCUGGACUUCCUAUACCGGGCCAGCCUCCAGGCAGGAUGUAGAGGUGGUAGCCCGGUCAGGAGGCUGCAGUGUGGGGUAGGAGGGCCAGCUCGUUCCCUCACCCCCAAUGCCAACAUGGAGAGGAGUGUGUACCAGAUUGACUGCAGCAGCACAAUGGUCCGCAGUCUGAGCGGCACAAUCAUCAACCCGCGUCGCCAUCGUCUCACCGCGACACGCAGCUUUGCUCCUUCCAGUUCAGCCCCCUGGGGUCCUAACCCUCCACACCGCUACAGGCUCCUUCCAGGCCAGCCCCCUGGGGUCCUAACCCUCCACACCGCUACAGGCUCCUUCCAGGCCAGCCCUCUGGGGUCCUAACCCUCCACACUGCUACAGGCUCCUUCCAGGCCAGCCCUCUGGUGUCCUAACCCUCCACACUGCUACAGGCUCCUUCCAGGCCAGCCCUCUGGGGUCCUAACCCUCCACACUGCUACAGGCUCCUUCCAGGCCAGCCCUCUGGUGUCCUAACCCUCCACACCGCUACAGGCUCCUUCCAGGCCAGCCCUCUGGGGUCCUAACCCUCCACACCGCUACAGGCUCCUUCCAGGCCAGCCCUCGGGGGUCCUAACCCUCCACACUGCUACAGGCUCCUUCCAGGCCAGCCCUCUGGGGUCCUAACCCUCCACACUGCUACAGGCUCCUUCCAGGCCAGCCCUCUGGGGUCCUAACCCUCCACACUGCUACACUGUAAGCCCCAAUGUGCUGUCAUUACUCAAAACUUUUGAGAAAACUCAUUGCACUUAAUAUAUACAUUUUAGUCACUUGGCAAAUGCUCUUAUCCAGAGCGACUUACAGGAACCUCUAAGCCAUGCCUCCAAUAGAAUUUCCCAGUGUGCCUUGCCUUUUUGAGUGAAUUGUAGAGUUACCAUGACUGUAUUUGUUAGUGACAUGGUUGUUGAAUUCAUUCCUUUUAUAUUUGUCCUGUGACCUUCACCAAUUGAAUUCCAAGGUAAAUGUUAUCAUUAUAAUUAUAGUCUUUAUUACUUAUCUCAUAAGGCCUUAUUUUGAGGCCUAGUGUUACCCUAAUACAGUGGCCUGAAAUUCAUGGUUUACAGGCCACAUCAGGCCUGCAAAUAGGGUUGCAAACUUCUGGAAGCUUUCCCAAAAUUACUUGAUUUUCAAAAAAAUCCUGGUUGAAGGAUUUCUGCACAACGUACCCAAUUUUUGCCAUCCCUACCUGCAAAUCACAUUAGGCUGGCUUGCAAAGUGAUGUGUAAAACAGUUGACAUUUUAAUUUACCCGCAACCUGCAUUUAUAAUGACUGCCAGGGUUAGAAACCAUUUAAACUGGAACAACCAUUUCAGUAAUGGGUGCCAAAAAAUCUAAGUAAAUGAUUGGAUUAGUUUAGAUUUUUUUUAAAUGUAUCUUUGUGUAGCAUAAGAUUAAUCAAUCACUCAAUGUACAUGCAAAAACACAUAUGAAAAACUAUUUAAAAAAAUCUGUCUGCAAUAGAGCAUGCCGGGGGAAAAAUUAGAUUUGUUAUCAUAACUUAAAAGAGUUGAUGUGACCUCUCAUUUAGUUUUGCGUCAGUACCACAUAAACAUUUGAAGUUAAAGUGAUAUUUCAUUGAUUUAAGUUAAAAAUGCCUUGGGGUUUACAUUGUACAGACACUUUCCAGGGCAGCCCUCUGGGGUCCUAACCCUCCACACUGCUACAGGCACUUUCCAAGGCAGCCCUUUGGGGUCCUAACCCUCCACACUGCUACAGGCACUUUCCAGGGCAGCCCUCGGGGGUCCUAACCCUCCACAAUGCUACAGGCACUUUCCAGGGCAGCUCUCUGGGGUCCUAACCCUCCACAAUGCUACAGGCACCUUCCAGGGCAGCACUUCACCUCACCCACCGCCACAAUAGGGUGUUGACCAAGGACCCCCCCUUUCCCCAAAAACGCACCUCUCCCCACCUUCGCCGCUAGUGGUCUUCUGAACUCACCACUACUCCCAUCUCCCAUACGGGGAAAAAAAUGCAUUUCAAAUAUAUUUUUGGGAUGCAGCUUAGGAUACAUGUGAAAUUUAAAACAUUUGCCAAAUAAUGUAUUGUUUAUUCAUUUGUAAAUGUAUUUUAAUGUGUGACAUACAUUUGCAUAUGUAUUCGGAAUAUAUACAUUUGUAUAGAAAUAUAAUAUUUGGUGAGUUUGGGCUGUCGCCCCUCCCUGCCCUUUUCCAACUAUUAUGUCUAUGCAGUCAUUCUCAGCUCCCCUCAGCAGGAAUUAUUCUGAAACCCCAAACUAGAAAACAACAAACUCAUCUAAUUACUCUUCUGUUAGCCUCCUAAUAUGACCGACUCUGAACGUUAGCCUGCUAGCCUGCCCCUCUUUGGGUCUAUAAAGGAGAAAGUAGAUUAGCUAGCCUGGUUUAGCCUCUAACCACCCUGCUUUACCUGCCCCAACCAGAGGGGCUCUGGAACCUUCAAAUUGACAGAUCCAAAGGGGGAGGGGGUUAACGACGCCUCUUCCUCUUUCUUAAUGGACAUUUCCUGUCAAAUGAUGGCACGCCACACCUGGCUGUGCUGUUUCCAUGGCAACCCCUGGACUAGUGCCUACGUGCUACCUAUAGACUGAACUCUAAUAAUAACUAAAGUCAUGUACAGAAACACUAUAUAUGAAACCUGUAUGUUAUUAAGACCUUAUGGAAUGUUCAUAUUAAUAAUGAUAAUAAUGAAGAUAUCGAUCAUUUAGUGGUACCACUGGUUCUGGAGUGAGUGACCUUCACAAGUGUCCAGCUGGAGGUAACCUGACUGUCAGUUGUAGCUGCCAACGCUGCGCUCUCAUUUCUACCGGGAGAAACUACCAGACGCUUCAUUUUCUCUUAGUUUAUUUUUUGUAUAUAUUUUUUUCCAGAUAACGGUAGCUAAAUGGAACAAACUUUUGCACACCUAAAGUAAUGUGAUAAAGAGCUAUGGUAGAGGGAGGGUAAGGGAACUCAAGUGUACUUUGUGAAGUAUAUUUGCUGAAGGGUACUUUUUGAAGUGUACUUAAAGGGUAAAUGUUUAGUUGAGGCCUCAGGUUAACAUGAUUGGUUCUUAGUUACUGAAUCUUCCUUUGGACCUUUGUCCAGCUCUGACCCUGAUGUUACUCAGAUAUGAAUGGUGAAACACUAUAUUAUAAAUAUACUUCAUAUAUGGUAUGUACUAUAUGUACUAGAGAUAUAUUUUAGGCUAUGCCGUGAUAUAUUUUAUUAAUGGGAAUAGUCUCUCAUCCUCCAGUUAUAACAUAGUUAUAAAAUGUUAUGAGUAAGUAACACAGUUUAUUUAUCUGAUGUAGACUUAACUGAAAUAUACUGACAUGUCUUGAAAUUUUACGAUAUGUUUUAUUAACCUACUGAACAUGUUAUGUCAUAAUAUGUACAUAGCAUGUCUAUGUACAUACACAAUAUGUACAAAGAUAUAAUACAUUAUAACUAAUCCCUAUUUGGAGACUAGUGGCUGGUGCAGAACAAGAUCGAGACAGAACUGAUAAAUGACUGUUGUAUCUAAACCAAAGGUUGGCACUUAGACAAAGAUCUCUGUCUUUAACAUUGUCAUUUUAUUUAUUUAAAUGUAUCUGUUUGUUUUGUUAUUGUCGUUUGUGUUGUGGACGUGGGAGAAUGUAGCCAACUGUAGUGCAUGAGUCCGCUAUGCAAAUUAACCUUCCCUCCUGACCCUUGACCUCUGACCUGACAGACCGGAAACAGGAAGUGGAUACGCCCACGAACGGACACUUUAUUUACAAAAUGAAGUACAGAAGAUAGAUGAUUAAAUGCCGCUGUUGAACUCUGUAGUAAGUCAUAGGCUCGAUCCCAAACGCCACCAUAUUCCCUACAUAGUACACACCACUUUUGGCCAGAGCCCGACAUAGGGAAUAGUGUGUGAUUUCAGACUUGCGCCAUAUACAGUUGAAGUUGGAAGUUUACAUACACCUUAGCCAAAUACAUUUAAACUCAGUUUUUCACAAUUCCUGACUUGUAAUCCUAGUAAAAAUGCCCUGUUUUAGGUCAGGUAGGAUCACCACUUUAUUUUAAGAAUGUGAAAUGUCAGAAUAAUAGUAGAGAGAAUGAUUUAUUUCAGCUUUUAUUUCUUUCAUCACAUUCCCAAUGGGUCAGAAGUUUACAUACGCUCAAUUAGUAUUUAGUAGCAUUGCCUUUAAAUUGUUUAACUUGGGUCAAACGUUUCCAGUAGCCUUCCACAAGCUUCCCACAAUAAGUUUGGUGAAUUUUGGCCCAUUCCUCCUGACAGAGCUGGUGUAACUGAGUCAGGUUUGUUGGCCUCCUUGCUCGCACACACUUUUUCAGUUCUGCCCACAAAUUUCUAUAGGAUUGAGGUCAGGGCUUUGUGAUGGCCACUCCAAUACCUUGACUUUGUUGUCCUUAAGCCAUUUUGCCACAACUUUGGAAGUACGCUUGGAGUCAUUGUCCAUUUGGAAGACCCAUUUGCGACCAAGCUUUAACUUCCUGACUGAUGUCUUGAGAUGUUGCUUCAAUAUAUCCACAUAAUUUUCCUACCUCAUGAUGCCAUCUAUUUUGUGAAGUGCAUCAGUCCCUCCUGCAGCAAAGCACCCCCACAACAUGAUGCUGCCACCCCCGUGCUUCACGGUUGGGAUGGUGUUCUUCGGCUUGCAAGCAUCCUCCUUUUACCUCCAAACAUAACGAUGGUCAUUAUGGCCAAACAGUUCUAUUUUUGUUUCAUCAGACCAGAGGACAUUUCUCCAAAAAGUACAGUCUUUGUCCCCAUGUGCAUUUGCAAAUUGUAGUCUGGCUUUUUUAUGGCAGUUUUGGAGCAGUGGCUUCUUCCUUGCUGAGCGGCCUUUCAGGUUAUGUCGAUAUAGGACUUGUUUUACUGUGGAUAUAGAUACUUUUGUACCUGUUUCCUCCAGCAUCUUCACAAGGUCCUUUGCUGUUGUUCUGGGAUUGAUUUGCACUUUUCGCACCAAAGUAUGUUCAUCUCUAGGAGACAGAAUGCGUCUCCUUCCUGAGUGGUAUGACGGCUGCGUGGUCCCAUGGUGUCUAUACUUGCGUACUAUUGUUUGUGCAGAGGAACGUGGUACCUUCAGGCGUUUGGAAAUUGCUCCCAAGGAUGAGCCAGACUUGUGGAGGUCUACACAUUUUUUUCUGAGGUCUUUUACUGAUUUCUUUUGAUUUUCCCAUGAUGUCAAGAAAAGAGGCACUGAGUUUGAAGGUAGGCCUUGAAAUACAUCCACAGGUACACCUCCAAUUGCCUCAAAUGAUGUCAAUUAGCCUAUCAGAACCUUCUAAAGCCAUCACGUAAUUUUCUGGAAUUUUCCGAGCUGUUUAAAGGCACAGUCAACUUAGUGUAUGUAAACUUCUGACCCACUUGAAUUGUGAUACAGUGAAUUAUAAGUGAAAUAAUCUGUCUGUAAACAAUUGUUGGAAAAAUGACUUGUGUCUUGCAAAGUAGAUGUCCUAACCGACUCGCCAACACUAUAGUUUGUUAACAAGAAAUUUGUGGAGUGGUCCUGUAUUUUUUCAUAAUAAAGUUAUUACCGCUGCUCUCCUACUGGGGAUGUAACAACU
Molecule: messenger RNA, 9031 nt
Organism: Salvelinus fontinalis (brook trout)
Lineage: Eukaryota; Metazoa; Chordata; Actinopteri; Salmoniformes; Salmonidae
Product: inactive ubiquitin carboxyl-terminal hydrolase 54-like
Exons: 19
Coding region: 378-3845 (1155 amino acids)
Biological process (GO): protein deubiquitination
Molecular function (GO): cysteine-type deubiquitinase activity
Source: RefSeq, a predicted model, not a curated record